AUGUCGCGGCCCAGCAGCAGAGCCAUUUACUUACACCGGAAGGAGUAUUCCCAGAGCCUGACCUCAGAGCACCCGCUCCUGCUGCACAGGGUGGAGCACCUGAUGACAUGUAAACUAGGAACGCCCAGAGUCCGGGAGCCCAAGGAUGCCUUGCAGAAGCUUCAGGAGAUGGAGGCCCAGGGACGAGUGUGGAGCCAGGACCUGAUCCUACAGCUCAGAGAUGGCUGGCUCCAGCUGCUGGACAUCGAGACCAAGGAGGAGCUGGACGCUUACCGCUUGGACAACAUUAAGGCCAUGGAUGUGGCGCUCAACACCUGCUCUUACAACUCCAUCUUGUCCAUCACAGUGCAGGAGUCUGGCCUGCCAGGCAUUAGCACUUUGCUUUUCCAGUGCCAGGAAGUGGGGGCGGAACGGCUAAGGGCCAGUCUACAGAAGGCCUUGGAGGAGGAACUAGAACAGAGCCGACCUCGAUUUGGAGGUCUUCAUUCAAGCCAGGACAGAUGGAAGGGGCCUCCUUUAGAAAGACCACUUCCUAUACAGCAGGCAGCCCCUCUGGAGCAAGGGCCCACUCCAGAACAGCGCUACCACACGACCUCAGAGCACAGCGUCCCACCGUCCCCACGGUCCCUUACACACUUUGCCAGUACCCGAGAGCCCAGCGCUUUCACUCUGCCUCCUCCAAGGCCAAGGCGGGACCCAUCUCCUGAGGACCCAGAGAGGGAUGAGGAAAUGCUGAACCAUGCCCUCAGAGACAUCGAGCUGUUCGCAGGAAAGCUGAAGGAGACCCAGGCGAAAGGCAGCCAUACGAAGAAGAAGAGGAAGCUUGGGAAGAAAAGCAAGAGCAAGGCUCACAGCACACAGGCUGAGUACAUUGACUGCUUCCAGAAGAUCAAGUUCAGCUUCAACCUCCUGGGGAAGCUGGCUGUCAGACUGCAGGAAACAAGUGCUCCUGAGUUUGUGCACAUCAUCUUUCAAAUCCUGGAAUUCAUCCUGUCGCAGUGCCCUGAGGCUGGCCUGGCAGCCCAGGUGAUCUCGCCCCUCCUCACGCCCAAAGCCAUCCACCUGCUUCAGUCCUGUCUAAGCCCACCUGAAAGUGACCUCUGGAAGUCCCUGGGUAUGGCCUGGACCACCAGCCAGGCUGACUGGACAGGCAAUGAACCACCACCCUAUCAACCCACAUUCUAUGAUGGCUGGCAGCUUCCAGAGGCCUCUUCCCUGGAACCCUUAAGACUCCAAGAUUCUGUUUCUCUCCGGUAUCCCUCUAGCCCCAGACCUUCCAAGCCAGUCCUGAAAAUGCAAGUCCUGUACGAGUUCGAAGCAAGGAACCCGCAGGAAUUGACUGUGGUCCAGGGAGAGGUGCUGGAGGUUUUAGACCAGAGCAAGAGGUGGUGGCUGGUGAAGAAUGAGGCAGGACAGAAUGGCUACAUUCCCAGCAACAUCCUGGAGCCCCUGCAGGCAGGAGGCCAGAGCCAGGCAUCUCUUAGGGCUCCAAUGCUUCGACUCAGCUCAAAGCCUGAAGAGGUCAGGGCCUGGCUGCAGGCAGAGAACUUCUCCACAAUCACGGUGAGGACCCUCGGGUCUCUGAUGGGGAGUCAGCUCCUUCGCAUGAGACCUGGGGAGCUGCAGAUGCUGUGUCCACAGGAGGCUUCACGGAUCCAGGCCAGGCUGGAGGCUGUCCGAAGGAUGCUGGGGAUGAGUCCUUAGGUGUCACCUCAGACACCUCCAAGUCCAAGUACAGCUCACAAGCAAGAUGGAACAUGUGGUACCUCUUAGAGACCUGAGAAUUCCUCUUCCAGCUCCCCAGUUUGUGGUAAACCACACACCCCAGCUUAUACACAGCAAAGAGGAAAAACAGGUCCAGAUGUUGAGGUGAAUGGCAGCCUUCUUGCUGGGGUAGAAGCUCUCCCCAGUUGCUAUUUAUUUUAGCCCUUCCUUAAGCCUGGUCCACUUUAACCACCGAGCCAUCUCCUCAGCCCAAGCCUGGCACACUUACUCCCAGGCUUGCCAGCAGUCUGUUCAGUCCCUCUCCUCCCCAAUAAAAAGCAUCUUCAAGCCUG
Messenger RNA from Jaculus jaculus (lesser Egyptian jerboa), 2057 nucleotides. RefSeq names its product EPS8 like 3 (gene Eps8l3). Lineage: Eukaryota; Metazoa; Chordata; Mammalia; Rodentia; Dipodidae. The record is from RefSeq and is a predicted model, not a curated record. Gene Ontology annotation, cellular component: vesicle; plasma membrane; ruffle membrane. Gene Ontology annotation, biological process: Rho protein signal transduction; positive regulation of ruffle assembly; regulation of Rho protein signal transduction. Bases 1 to 1704 code for a protein of 567 amino acids. The transcript is spliced from 18 exons. Gene Ontology annotation, molecular function: actin binding.